GAAGUUGUUGCCUCUGUAGCCCCGGGUCAGCUCUGGCUGGUGAGCAGUUAGUCAACCAAACAACUAAGUGCAGCGCAAAUGAGGAACUAUAUUGGCACCGCCCCAACAUGCAGUGAUAGAGUCCACGGAAUGCAAUAUGACAGCCAGUGGAAAUGUGUACCAAAAUAAACCGGAAAACAGCCAAAUAUUCAGCAGUUUCACUCUGAUGAUGCAGAAAUAACUUAUAUUGUGAGAAAUAUGAGUGAGAUACAGACAGAUAGAGAAAGAGAGUGUGUGUGUGUCCCCGCAAGUGCAUGACUGCAGAUAGAGGAUUACUUAAUACAUUUGGUACAGUACAAAUUUAUUAUUCUCUAACAAGAAUAAUAUUGACAGUGACUUUGAAGUUUUGGCUUGCUAAGUCAUCAUCAGACUGUAAUUAAUAAAUCUAUUACUAUCUGAAGCAGUUCAACAUCCAUAACUACCAAUUUCUUAUAAGCGCUACCUUCAAGACUAUUACAGUUGUCAACCAGGAGUAUUCCAUCUUUCUAUGUAUCAGGAAUUUUCAUGAGGAUGCUGAUUUCUUUGCCACGGUUGUUUCCUAAUCUUUCAGUAUUCUUUUAAUUAUACUGCCCAAUUCUCACUCACUGAAGAAUAUGCUCAGUAUAUUGAUAUAUGAGGCAGAAUACCGGCAUUAUGCAUUAAAAAGGUUGUUUUCUAAUUUGAAAGACAUUCACCGAUAACAUUGGCACAUGUUGUACGCUACAGAAGCGACAACAUGGAAACUAUUUUGCAGAUAUCUCUUUCCUGGUUAAUUCUUGCUUGCAUAUUACAAUCUUUACUAUUGUACAUACCCACAGUUGCUGGUUAUUCCAACGAUACAAUAUUAUUAAAAUAUGUCCCUGCCUCUAAGACAUUCAUUCAGUCUCAUGGCUUAAUGCAUAUUCCAGUCAAGAGAACUCGGACCAAUUUAGAGAUAUCACCUUUAGGCUCCAACAGAAAAAUUGGACGGCUUAAAAAACAAGAGUUAAAAAUCUCACAAACAUCUGCUGCAGAAUUAAAAUGUAGAUAUAGAAACAUCCUUUACAAAUUAUUCUCUACCAAAAAUCUACCAAUCAGAAGCAUAAAAUAUAACUGCUUUGAUACAGUUUCCAACACACGACAACCAAUUGAUGGUUAUUCUCUGCAGUUGCAUUUGGGACGUUUUAAGCGGUCUGCUAACAGUUUACGAACUCAAGCCAAUAAGAGGGCAAAAAGGAAAUCUGCUAAAGAAAAAAAUGUUUCCUCUAACAAUACUCUAUCCACUAACAACAGUCUCCCCAACCCAACUCUUAAAAUUACUAAACCAACAAAAACUGCUGCUUCCUCCAGCCAUAAUCCACGCCGUAAGACAAAAAAACAAACAGAAGCUGCUACUUCCUCAGGCCGUAAUCGGCGGCGUAAGACUACAAGACCAACAAUAGCUGCUGCUUCUUAUGUUCGUAAGCCCCGUUCUAAGAUUAUACAGCCAACAGCAGCUGCUUCAUUAAUCUAUAAUCCACGAUCCAAGGUUAUAAAGCCAACAACAGCCACCUCGUUAAUCCAUAAUUCUCGAUCUAAGAAUAUAAAGCCAACUGCAGCUGCAUCCUUCGUCCAUAAUCCUCCUGAUAAGAUAACACCAACAUCAGCCACCAGUUUUAUUAAAACUACAAUGAUUACAGAUGUUGACACUAAAAGUAUUCCUUACAAAACACACCAGCCAACAUCUUUCUCUUCAUUGCCAAAGAUUGUUUCUUCAUCAGUUCCAUUACCCCAGAGUUCCAUCACAGCUUCAAAAUCAGAAGCUAUUCUUUUGUCUUCCAGUCACAAAACAGCUUCAACUUCUUUGUUUGUUCAACCAACAUCAUCAGCUUCUCAAAGUAAACCUUCAAUGGCAAUGGUGACUCCCAUUUAUAAUUCCUUACCAUUAAAUACAUUCACCACUUCCACAAAUAUUCACCCUGUAACUAGUUCCAAGUUUGAACCUAUUGGAUUGACUUCACAUCUUUUGCAUUCUGGUAGCGAAGGGCCUCUUAUGACCAAAAUGCCAACGCCAUUUAUAACCUUACAACUGAAGAAUGACUCAACUGAUACCAACACUCAACCCAAAAUUGAAAACUCCCUUUACUUGACCCCAACUGAUGCCUCGUCAAAUCGAUGGUCAAAGAAGAAUGUAUCACUUCUAAGUAAUCAGCUACGCACUGCAUCUCUGUCAACUUCAAACAUUGUUCUACUGUUGAACAAUUCUUUAUUGGCUACCUUAGACACCAAACAGAGUUCCUUGGCAGUUCAGACAACCACAGUCCCCAAUCCAAAUUUAUCCUCAAAGACCCUCAAACUUGAUUCAACAACAAAAACACUUUCCAGCAAUAAUUCAAGACCACUGACAAAACCUGUCAUUGAAGAAACUACGGUUAUGUCUAAAUCUCCUCUUUCUCCCACUAACAGUCUAUACAAAUCUUUUACUCUUCACCCAAAUACAGUUUCCAGCAGUCAGUUAUACACACUGCUGCAACCAACACCAAAUACUGGUUCUAAUUCAACUAAUUUCAGUCAGACAUUUCCAAGUUCUAAAUACAAGUUUGUUGUCAGCACAAACGGGGCCUCUGUUGAAAGUAAGGCAACAGCUUCACCCACUGCUGACUGGACUAAAAGCACAUUAGAAACCAAAUCCAAUACCUUUACAACAACAAUCGCAACAAUAUUCAAGCCACUGAUUACUUCAACGUCUGACCCUUCUCCUACAAACGUCAGUGUAAAAGAAAGUAAGGGCCCUCAAAACUCUUACAUAAUUGUCCCAGAUUGGAAAGUAGCCAAGCAGGAGUGGAAAGCAGCUUGGCAUGUUCACAUUUAUACUUUUGGUUCUCUGUUUGCUCUUCUUGCCAUUUAUCUGUUGAUCUGUUUACUGCGACUGCGACAUACUAUACACUUACUAAACAACUAUUACUUUGUUGCAGUAAAUCUGCUCCUCUUUACAUUUUGUCUGCUAAGAGCUCUUUUCUUGCUGGUUGAUGGUUACAACUCUGACCACACAUACCAUUAUCUCAUAGGAUUCCUCUUAUUUUACUUGGCAUUUCCUUGCCUUACAUCAGCAUUUGCAUUAAUCUUUUAUGCCUUCCUUAAAACUGCCAAAGUUUAUUAUUUGUCAUCCAAAUUCCAGUGUUUGCCCUUAUUAAUUACUAUUAUAGUCGUUCAUUAUCUCCUGCCCAUCACUGCUGCAAUACUCAUCGGACUCUUCCUUACUGUCAAAACUUUUUUGUUUGUCUGCCAAAUUUUCUUUGUGCUCUGGGGUCUUUUUCUUUUCUUGGGUUACAUAUAUGUUUACAAAAAAUUGCAUUUUGCUGCUGAGAAAAGACAAAAACUCCUGCUUCAACUCCGUGAAGCCAAAAUCCACAUGGACAACUACACAAUAUACAAGGAACGACUCACCCUCUGCCUUGGUGUAACUGUUGCUCUUUUUAGUUCCAUUAUUGGUACAUUUUGUACAUGUCUACAAGUAUAUUCAGCUCUGUACUUCUUGGGCAUUUUCCCAAAUGAACUUCCAAGACCAUGGCCCUGGUGGGGUUAUCAAACUGCUGUUCGCUUCUUUGAAUUCUUGUUUUGUAUAAUAACUACUUAUAUAAGCACGCUUCCCUUUAAGCAUCGUAGCAAAUAUGGCUGCGACCCUUGGUUUUACUGUUCGUCUUACACAUGGUUGUGUCGCAAGGAAAACAUGUGGAAUUCUCAUAAAGACAUCAGCUGGACCAACAUGGACGAAAACAUAAGUAGCAUUGGAAUUUCAAAAGAUACACGGCGCAAAGAAAUCAAAGCUGCUGGUUAUGAAAUAAUUCCAUUAACAAUUUCUCUGAGUCAAGAAGGUGAAAACUUAGCAUUGGAUGAGCCUGAUUCAAUGCUUAUUGUUCAAAAUGGUUUUGUCCGUUUCCGUACUGAUGAAGAACUGGAAGAGUUGCGUCAAAGUCCAAGAGUACCAAGAAUGCAUGCUGUAGCACCAAUACCUGUCUCAAUUCCCAAAGUUCCCAAAACUCUUCAGUGGAGCAACAGUAACAGCAGUAAGUGCCACCAAAACAAUGGCUUUCAGUCAAAGGAUGCCCUUCUUGGUAGUGGCUCAUCUCCAGAGUGUUUGUCAUCAUCAACCUCUCCGUCAUCAUCCCAAUUCAAUCGCGUGAGUACUGCCGGAAGUGAACUUACAUUUAAGGCGCCAUCACUGAGUUUGGCCAGCAGCAUUGACAAGGAACUGGAGCAUUUUUUUCGCCACUCAAGUCACAGGUCUCUUUCUAGCGUCACAUCUGCUGAUGUGCUAGCAAUUAACGAGGACACGUCUAGUGAGAAUUCUGUCUUUCAGGCUGAUGACAAUGCUGACGGCAUAGAAACCGGUGACGACCACUCCAAGCGGAUACCUUCCUUCUUUCUGACGGAGGAACCUGAUGACAGUUUAAACACGACAUCCUGUAGUAGGAAGGAUAAUCUAAAUUUAACCAGCUACUCCUUUCAUAAUUCAAAUCCCCAAAUCACCAACAUUUAAACUUUUUUUCUUUUCAUAAAACAACAAUAAUAAUAAUAAUAAAGCAAUGAUGAUGAUGAUGGUGAUGCACAAAUGAAACAAGGUAAAAAUAGAUCGUUUGAGAAAGAGGAAGGUAAUGUUUGUGGUAUAGUGACUGAAAAAGAGAGAGUGGUGGUCAGGGGUGGGGAGAAGGAGUUAAUGAGAGAAACAAGAAAGAAAGUGGAAAGAAAAGAUAAACUAUGAUGGCUGUGAAUAAUUUUUUUUUUUUUUAAUUCAAUGAAAAAGACAGAUUACAUUAUGAAGUUUCAUGUAUGGUUGAGAUUUUCCAAUAACUGUUUUUUUUUUAAAUAUAAUUACAUGUGCAUGUGUGCGCACACACACACACACUCACUCACUCUUUCAUAUGUAGAUAUAUAUAUAUAUAUAUAUAUAUAUAUAUAUAUAUAUAUAUAUAUAUAUAUAUAUAUAUACAUAUAUGUAAUAUAAGUAAAUGGAUUCCCAUUGAUUUCUAUGGGGUUAUUCCAGUUGUUUUAUCAGUGAAACUACUUAUUCACUGAAUUAUGGUGUUAGUGGCUGAAUAUUCCACAUACAUUUGUCCCGUUAAUUUAAUCCUCAGACAAGAUCAGGGUUGCAUGACAUGUGGCAUGACUGACCCCUUUUCAGUUACCAGUCCAUUCAGUUCAUUUACCAAAGUUUCACACAUACAGUCUCCAUUAUACCCAGUCAUCUUAUUCACAAGACUAGGGUUGACUUGAGGCCCUGGUAGAAACUUGUGCUGCACAGUGGUAUUGAACCUGAAACUUCAUGAUUGAAAAACAAAUUUUUUAAUCAUUGAACUAUGUACACAUAAAGAAAUCACACAUGUGUGUGACCACAGAAGUGCAUGCAUAGACAUGCACUUCCAUGUACACAUACAGACCUGCAUACACUUGCAAACAUGCCCACAAAUUUAUAUUGAGGUUAUAAUUCCCAUUUACAAAGCCUUCUAUAAACAAUGCUUUUUCAUUCAUCUUGGCAUUUAUUCUAUGUGAUGUUAUAUAGGGUCGCAUCCAUAUAUGGUCAGCAUCUAAGUAUUUUUAGAAUUGAUGGUCUUAGCCUCUAAUUACACAAAUGUGUAGGUACAUAAUGUAUGGGUGCCUCUGUGUAUGUGUGUGUAGUCAAAUCAAAUAAACAAACAAUAAAAUUAACAAUAACAAACAACAAGAGGACAAGCAUAAGAAAUGUAAUAGUUUGACGCUUGGUAAAAAGAGAGAGUUUUUGACGUUUUGAGCAUAGAUCUUCGUCAGAAAGGAAAAAGGGAAAUGUCCAAAGAAGGAAAAGAAAUCAUCAACAGCAUGUAUAUGUGUGUGGGUGGAUCUCUAUGUGUGUGUAUAUAUAUAUAUAUAUAUAUAUAUCCACACACACACACACACACACACACAGAGGAUGUUUGGGCUAAAUUUGACAGUUGAACAAAAGGAAGAAAAAAAUCAAUAUUCCAUCCAAAAAUAAAAGUACUUUUAAGAAAUCAAAAAAUAUCAACUAGAUUAUGGCUGGGAAAUAAGUUUCCUCAAAGUAGCCAUCCUCACCUUCAACCAUGGCCCUCAAGACGGCUCUGGAAGCUAGUACAUGCAUUCCUCACUGUGCCCUUGGGAAGAUCUUCAAACACCACCUUGAUCUUGGCCACCAGCUCAGCCUUGGUGUUGCAGACUGAGCGGAUUGGUGUCCCACACAAUAUUUCAUGGGAUUACAAAUGGAGGAAUUAGGUGGUUAGAAAUUGGGGCUGGCAAAGUCAUAGAAAUACUCUAGCAACCACUUCUCACUCUUUCUGGCAGUAUGACAAAGAACCAAAUCCUGCUGCCACACAUAUGGUUUUCCAGCAGCAACCUUCACCAGCCAGAGUUUGACCACAGUCUCCAGUAGCUUCAUGUAGCUGUCUGAAUUGAGCCUUAGACUCUGUUCAAAGAUGUAGGGUAGCAUGGCAUCAUCCUCACUGGAAACAGCCAAUGACCACCACAGUCUGGGGGAACUUGGUUUUCAUGAUUGGUACGUCACCUGUUGUUCUGGAUGUUGUGCAAAUGUUCCAGACAAAAGUUCUUUUCAUCUGAGAAGAACUAGAUCAUCUCUGACUCAACAGGAUGGCUCAGCUUGUUCAGGAACUUCUUUGUAUCUGUCAAGUGGGUCUCCUUGAUCUUGAUCGUCAGAAUUUUUCCCUUGUACCUCUUGUACAAGUGGUAGUAAAAGUCCUCGUUCAGGGCCAUCUUCAUGGUAGCGACUCCAGCACUCAUCUCCCUCACCAAAGCCCAGAAUCCCUUGCUCAGAUCUUCCAUCACCUUAUCCUGUGGUUGUUGGAUGAAUCCAGGCAUGCAAGACACAGAGUCAAAAUCCCUGCUAUAUCCCUACCUGCAGGCCAUGGUUUCCAUAGUCUUCAUUGCAGCUGUUCAUGUCAUGUUUUACAGCCUUGACAAUGUUCACGAGCAUGGAGUAGCCUUAAUGAUGUCAGCAUUUAGACACCCAGCAUGAAUCAUCUUGAUACAGGCAAACCUUUUUCAAUAUUCAUAUGGCUUCCAGUCCUCCAUAUCAGCCAACUUUUUCUCAUGCCCCCCCCAACACCAUUGACUGCUCACCAAUGUAUCAAGCUGUUCCAGAAAAAAAGGAGACAUUUAAAAAAUCAUCAAAUUUAACCCAAACAGCCUGCUAUGUCUGCUUGUAUUGUAUAAGACACCCAAGUGCUCAAUAUUCUACUGCAGACAAUCUCAUAGAACUUAGUGUAUACAUUUAGUACCUGUAAUUACUUCUGUAUCUUGCACUGACAAUGAUGCCCAAACAUUUUCUGCAGACUUGCUGUCGAAGCAGUUGAAAAGUAAAAGACAUUUUAUAUAUGUAUAUCUUUUAUUUUUUUACCUGUUUCAGUCAUUAGACUGUGACCAUGCCGGGGCACUGCCUUGAAAGGUUUUUAGCUAAAUAAAUCACCCUUAGUACUUUUGUUUUUUUAAGCCUUGUACUUUAUUCUAUUGGUCU
Messenger RNA from Octopus bimaculoides (California two-spot octopus), 7495 nucleotides. RefSeq lists its product as uncharacterized. NCBI's taxonomy places the organism in Eukaryota, Metazoa, Mollusca, Cephalopoda, Octopoda, Octopodidae. The record is from RefSeq and is a predicted model, not a curated record.